This is a messenger RNA of Nanorana parkeri, 600 nucleotides long. RefSeq names its product calcium regulated heat stable protein 1 (gene CARHSP1). Gene Ontology annotation, biological process: regulation of mRNA stability. Lineage: Eukaryota; Metazoa; Chordata; Amphibia; Anura; Dicroglossidae. The transcript is spliced from 3 exons. Bases 10 to 477 code for a protein of 155 amino acids. Gene Ontology annotation, molecular function: mRNA 3'-UTR binding. Gene Ontology annotation, cellular component: cytoplasm. The record is from RefSeq and is a predicted model, not a curated record.
ACAGCAGAAAUGUCAUCUCCGUCUAAUUCUCCUGCUCCUGCCACGUCCAGCGAUUCACCAGUAUCGCCUCAGCCCCCAAAGACCCUCAAUUUACCAGCUUCCAACCCCACUAGAGAUCGCUCUUCAUCUCCAAUCAGAGGCCAUCUCAUUCCCAGCCCACUCCCAACUAGACGUACAAGAACUUUUUCUGCUACCGCAAGAGCAUCUGAAGGACCAGUCUACAAAGGAGUCUGCAAAUGCUUCUCCCGCUCUAAGGGACAUGGUUUCAUUAUACCUGAAGAUGGAGGGCCUAAUGUGUUUUUACAUAUCUCUGAUAUUGAAGGAGAAUAUGUCCCUGUGGAAGGAGAUGAAGUCACGUACAAGCUUUGCACCAUUCCACCCAAACAUGAGAAACGUCAAGCUGUAGAAGUUGUAAUCACCCAUUUAGCUCCAGGAACAAAGCAUGAGACAUGGUCUGGGCGUAUUAUCGAUUCCUAAAUGUUUAACUCGCAUCAACUGCUACUGACAUGCCUUUGUAGUUUUAUUUUUUUAUGUUCAUAUUUGUUACUAUUCUUUAACAUCAUAAAUUACCGAAUAAAAUGGCAACUGCUAAAAGGGUUA